Stylophora pistillata is the source of this 1476-nucleotide messenger RNA. RefSeq lists its product as uncharacterized. The record is from RefSeq and is a predicted model, not a curated record. Lineage: Eukaryota; Metazoa; Cnidaria; Anthozoa; Scleractinia; Pocilloporidae.
AUGGAGACUGGUGUUCCGCCGAGGGAAGCUUUCUUCUCUGUGUUAUCGGGUGAGGGAAUCUCUGAAGAGGGCUAUGCUCAUGUGUUGAAAGUGUGGAAAGAAUGGGGCAUGAAGACGAUGCGAGAUUAUCACAAUCUUUACAAUCAAAGUGAUGUUCUUUUGCUUGCCGAUGUGUUUGAAAACUUUAGAAAGGUUUGCAAAGGGAUUUACGGCCUUGAUCCCUGUUGGUAUUACACUGCACCGGGGUUGUCUUGGGAUGCUUGCCUCAAGACAACAAAAGUAAGUCUUGAGUUGUUGAGUGAUGUCAACAUGUUACACAUGUUUGAAAAGGGUAUUCGUGGUGGUAUCUCAAUGAUUCCGACACGAUAUUCAAAGGCCAACAACAUAUACAUGGGAGAGAAAUUUGACCCCGAGCAACUUUCAAAGUUUAUCGCAUAUCUCGAUGCAAACAACCUCUACGGUUGGGCAAUGUGUGAAAAUCUGCCGACACACGGUUUUGAAUGGGUAGAUGAGAAAGAUUUUAACGAAUGGAAAGAUUUUCCAUGCGUUCUUGAGGUUGAUAUACUCCCCAUUGAGAAAGAACUACACGAUUACUUCAAUGACUACCCUCUCGCUCCUGAAAACUUGAGGGUUAAUAAAGUGAAAAAGCUGCUCUGCACCUUGGGUGGAAAGGAAAAGUAUGUCAUUCAUCACGAAACUCUGAAGUUUUACAUGUGUCUUGGAAUGAAGAUCGGAAAGAUUCACCGCAUCAUCAAGUUUGAAGAGAGUCCUUGGAUGAAACCGUACAUUGAUUUGAAUACAGAGAGGAGAGCCAAGGCUGAUACCGAUUUUGAGAAAGAUUUUUUCAAACGCAUGAACAAUUCUGUAUACGGUAAGACGAUGGAGAACAUUCGGAAACGAGUUGAUGUGAGGCUUGUCAACUCUGAAGAAAAGGCGAAGAAGUUGGUAAAUAAAGUGAACUUCAAACAUCGCACCAUAUUCUCCGAGAAUCUCUGCGCGUUUCAUAUGAGAAAGACACAAAUCAUCUUCAAUAAACCCGUCUAUCUUGGAAUGUGCAUUCUCGAUCUCAGCAAGAAGCACAUGUAUGACUUUCAUUACAAUUACAUCAAACCCAAAUAUGAAGACAGAGCAAAGCCUCUCAUGACCGACACAGACAGUCUAUGCUAUGAGAUUCACACCGAUGAUUUUUACCAAGAUAUAAAACCAGAUGUGCACAAACUGUUCGAUACGAGCAACUUUCCGAAAGAUCAUCCUUCUGGAAUACCGACCGGUGUGAACAAGAAAGUUAUUGGAAUGUUCAAGGAUGAAGCUGGGGGAAAGAUCAUUGAAGAAAGUCGAAAGCAUGAUAUAUUUAUGGAAGAGAUCAACAAAGUCGCCUUGUCUGCCAAUGAUGACAAGCGAAUCAUUCUUUUGAACUUAGUGGACACAUAUGCACCGGAGCAUUAUAAGAUUUAUGAAAUAAUUUUUAUUGAUUAA